Messenger RNA from Trichoderma atroviride IMI 206040, 1080 nucleotides. Lineage: Eukaryota; Fungi; Ascomycota; Sordariomycetes; Hypocreales; Hypocreaceae. The record is from RefSeq and is a predicted model, not a curated record.
GACAACUGCCGCUGCGCGCAAUGCGUAAACCAAGAUACCCUGCAGCGCAACUUUGACACUUUCGCGAUACCGAAAGACCUCUCGCCCCAGGAGAUCUCGCCCAAGAAUGACGGCGUCGACGUUUUAUGGUCGGAUUCCCACAAGAGUCACUACCCUUGGUCUUGGUUAAGCCUCACUCUUCGCGACAUAAGCCAUAAGAAGCUUGCGAACCAAGAAAAGCUCUGGGGCGCCACGAUAGCUUCAGCUCCUCCAGAAGUCCGGUUUGACGAUGUCAUGAGCAGCACUUCUCCGAAGGGACUGGCCGACUUGACCAGCAAGAUUCGUCAAUAUGGGCUCUGCUUCGUUACCGACUCGCCAAAAACUCCAGAGGCGACAGAGAAGCUCUUGGAAACCAUCGGGCCUAUACGAAACACGCACUAUGGCGGCUUCUACGACUUCAUUCCAGAUCUAGCCCUCGCUGAUACGGCCUACACCAACUUGGCUCUCCCAGCUCAUACAGAUACAACAUAUUUUACGGAACCGGCUGGUCUACAGGCUUUCCAUCUGCUGUCUCACACACCACCUGCCAACAAGCCCGCUGAUGAGGUUCUUGGCGGGCAGUCAUUGCUCGUCGAUGGAUUCCAUGCCGCCGAGACUCUUAGAAAGGAAUCGCCAGGAGAUUUUGAGAUACUGCGCAAAGUCAAGCUGCCAUGGCAUGCUAGCGGCAACCAAGGCGUUGCAAUUGCGCCAGAUAUGGCAUAUCCAGUGAUUGAAACCAAUGGCGGCAACUUGCACAGGAUCAGGUGGAACAAUGACGACCGAGGCGUUGUGCCCACGGAUAUCGACGUCGAUGCGUGGUACCAAGCGGCACGGAAAUGGGAUGAGAUACUGAAAAGUAAAGAGAGCGAGUUCUGGUUCCAACUUGAGCCAGGACGAGUGCUGAUCUUUGACAACUGGCGGGUGCUUCAUGGGCGAAGCGCCUUUGAGGGGCUGCGGCGCAUCUGCGGCGCGUAUAUCAGCCGUGAUGACUUUAUCUCUCGCUGGAAAAUGACCAACUUCCCACGAGAAGAUGUCAUUGCGUCGAAUAUGCAGCUACGAUAA